AUGCAGGUAGCGUCUACUUAUUCUCCCGUCUGCCCGGGCUCAACCAUUCCUUCGGUAUUCGAGACCGUGCAAGGCAACAAAGUCCCUGUCUUCUUUUCGCGCUACCCCGCCGGAAUCAGCAUUGCCGCUCGAGAAGUCGAAGAUGCUGUCAGAAAGAUUGAUGAGGAAGCUUCCGAGGAAGGCACAAGAGAAAGGCAUCAAGCAAUAGUUCGACACGCCAACCCUUAUGGUAGCUUCUUCACCAUUGGCCACUGCUCAGCCUUUCCCGAAAGACUAGUUCUGUUUUCCACUCUGGCCGAGGUGCUAUGGCUCCAUGAUGAUGUGACAGAGGAGAUGGAUCAUGCCUCUGCAUGCCGAGAGCACGAUGAGAUGUUAAAGGUCCUUCAACUUAACAUUGAUCAAUCGAUCUUUGAGUCGGGAAGCAUGCGACAAAAGGCGCUGGCAGUUGUGCUUCAAAAGGCAAUUGACAUUGAUCCCAAGGAAGCUCCUACUAUGAUCAAGGAGCUGAGAAAAUAUCUGGCAACAUUCGACUGCAUCGGCGGUGACUUCACACAGAUGGAGGAUUAUAUGCCCUACCGGAUUGCCAACAGUGGCUACUGGAUGUCUUCUUACUUCAUCCGAUGGGGAAUGAAUAUGACCCUCACUGAGGAGGAAUACGCCAGUGUCGAGCAAUUCGACAUUGCAAUGGGAAAUGUCGUCGGUCUGACCAAUGAUUACUUCAGUUGGAAUGUCGAGAAAGACUCACAGACAGAUCGACUGAGGAAUGGAGUGAUGGUUUUGAUGAAAGAGCAUCAAACCACGGCCGAUGCGGCAAAAGCGAUGCUUCUUGGUGUUAUCGUGGAACAAGAGUCUUUGGCUGCAAAGCUCAAGGAGGAAAGAUUGAAGAAACCCGCUUCAAAGAAGAUCUUGCAAUACUUCGAGGCUAUUGAGCUGUACGUCGGUGGAAGCUGCUAUUGGCACUCGACUGCGCCUCGGUAUCAGAUCUUUGAAUGA
Molecule: messenger RNA, 993 nt
Organism: Penicillium vulpinum
Lineage: Eukaryota; Fungi; Ascomycota; Eurotiomycetes; Eurotiales; Aspergillaceae
Product: terpene synthase family protein
Exons: 4
Coding region: 1-993 (330 amino acids)
Source: RefSeq, a predicted model, not a curated record